This is a messenger RNA of Pocillopora meandrina, 4808 nucleotides long. The record is from the annotation of a GenBank genome assembly. Lineage: Eukaryota; Metazoa; Cnidaria; Anthozoa; Scleractinia; Pocilloporidae.
CGAGGCUCUGCCAUGGAGCCUGAUCAAUAGUUGAUGGCAUUCUCUUGACUUUUGUGCUUGUUGAUGAAUAUAUUUUUUACUUUUUUGCGAUUUGUUCGUAUCAAGAACCCGUGAUCAAAGGUUAAAAGGAACUUGAGAUAUCUUUAACCUGAGAUGGACAUUACGAAAGAAGUGGAAAGCGCAUUGGAAGAAGAAGGUUACGUUAAAAUUGACUCGACUUCCUCGAGCACCAUGUCCACCUCUACUUCUCCUGUUUCCAUUGGGGAUAAAAAAUCGAGUUCACGUGGCGUCACUUCGGUUCAUUCGCACUCGGUGACCCAAAUAACGAGCCCCGUUCAGCAGAAGAUUCGCACGGACGUUUCAGCAAGUGAUCUCAUGGAAAAUAAGAGUGGUAAAUCAUCUCCAAAUUCAUCAUCGACGUGGCAAGGCCAGGGGCAAACUCCUGACCAGGAUGGCGAUGGGAAUGAUGACUUAACUAGCGGGGUUUGGGGCUGGAUGUCCACUGCAAUGUCGGUUGGAUUACAAACAACGCAAAACAUUGGUAGAAAUAUUAUGGAGAAAACCAAGGUAUUGUUAAAAUAUGUUGAAUGAAAACAAUUCACUUAUCAUACGUUUUGCAACGUUGUUAAAUUCCAAAUCGAUCAAAAUUAUUUCAAAAUGAAGCCACAUUAGGUUCAACAGUAUGUGAAAGUAAUGAUCUAUAGAAUAACAUCUGACAAAUUUCGAUGUUUGUUAAUUUAAGAUUUUGCACCAAAGCAUACAUCGGUUUAAACCCAGUACAAUUAUGCGAGUCUGUUGUUAUAUCAAUAUCGUUGGGUUGAUAUUGACUGUCAAAGCACUAGUGUGUUAUUCUUGCAUGCUCUUUGAUUAAGUGUCAUUUGAACUAAAACAAAGUCAUCGCAGUGGCCUGAAUCAGUGGAAACAAAUUAUUCAAUAGAACAGAUGAAAAGUCAAAUUUAAAACCAGCUUUAAGCAGACUAUCAUAAGGGCAGAAUUCAUAUUAAUAAUUUUAGAAUCAGUUAUAAAUCUUGAAAGCAUUUUGAAAAUUGUCAUAAUUUGUCUGUAUUUUUCUUCAGACUUCAGUUGAAAGUGUGAUCACAACACUUGACCCAGAAAUGGAGGACUACUUAUGUGAGUAACUUGAUUUGAAUUUUUAGGGAGGUUCUUUUAAUUGUUGAUUUAAAGCACCAAAGACUGAACCUCUGCACCAUUUAUAAGAGCUGUGUUGUAAACAUCAGUCACAUUCAUGUAUCAGAAAUAUCUUAUUUUAAAUUCAGUUUGAAACCAAUAAUUUGCAGUAUGUGAACAUACACUUUGACUUAUAGCACUGUAAAGGAAAGAAGCAUGAGUAAUGCUACCUAAUUAGUUCUUUCAUAUAACCCUUCACACCCUUACUUCACAGCGUAUAUUCUCCAAACUGUUCUCUAUGAUGCUUACCAGGAGAAUUUGUUUUAAAUUUAACAAUCAAGAGCUUAUUUCAUUAGUGAUCAUAUCUUUUAUUCUGGUAACCUUUAUUUUUGAUAUCAGAGGUGAUACUGUGAGGAGAAAUUAGGUGCUUGUCACUCCUAGGGGUGAAAAGGUUAUUUCAUUGUGAAAAUUUACAGUACGUGAAAAUGCAUGUACACCUCUGCAUGUAGCAGUGUAAAGAAAACAAGUAUCAGCCAUUUUUCUUGAUUCAUUUGCAUAACCCUUUACACCUUAACAUCAGUUUGUAUUUUCUCCCGACUGUUCUCUAUACAUUUCCUGAGGUGCUGAUAAUGAGAAUUUGUGUAAUAGUCAAGAGAUUUUUAUGUUGGUGAUCAUUUCCUUUAUUCUCAUGACCUCAAUGUUUGAUACAGGGUUAAUUCUUUUAUUGCAAGGAAAAAUUAGAUCCUAGUCACUGUCAGGGGUCAUGGGGCCAACUGAUGUAUAGCUAGUGUUAAUCUAUCUAUAUUUAUGUAUUUUUUUUCACUUUUGCUAGCAGACAGAAGAGAACAGUCUAUAAGCCUAGCUGUUGCAACCACUGAUACUGAAGCCAUAGAAGCAAUAAAGGAUGGGUUCCGUCAAGUGUUUGAACAUGUUACUGUGCAGUCAAAUUCCUCGACAUCUGGGAUUGCUCCCCUUCCUGUAGGAUUUUCAGCUGGGGUGAAGGGAGCACAGCAUAGAAUAGCCAGUUUAGUGCGUGGAAAGAAAGUGCAGGAAGGUCAAGUGAUCAUUGGAGUGGAAGAAAUGUUGUCAGAGCUGUUACCUGGCAAGUAGGUUACUGCUCCCUUUGAUGUAUCUUUAUAGUCAUAGUGAUUGUUCUCAGCUAGAGAAUGAUUUAUGAUAUCUGUGACAUGAAGUACCUUCUUGCAUAAUAAAAACUAUAUUUUAACAGCAACAAAAACUUCUUUAUUUGUAUCCAGUUCAAACAAAAAAAGGGAGUUGACUUUAAAGUGGAGUUGAAGCAAAACGAUAUAAUGGCUUCUUAAAAUAACUCCAUUUUAAUAGUUAAGAAAAAACUUGGAUUCAAGCCAAAUUGCUUUUUUGUCCAGAUUUAUUUAUUGAGUUGACAUUUUUCUUUCCUAGGUGGUUUGGUUUAACAUGUCUUGCACUGAGUGACCCAACUUCAAAGACAGAGCUUGAAACAUUCUCUCAAUCAGUCCAAAUUCCAAGUUUUUAUAUCAAGAAAGCAGAGGAAAGCACCCCAUCUAAUUACAACCUAAGAUGGUCAGGGCUAUCAUUUACUCUUGGGGAGGUCAUGCUAGGCUCUGGGCAAGAGUAUGGCGAUUGGCAUUCUAAAAUAUCAGGUACAGCUGAUUUUAAACAUACUGCAUUCCUUGAGUUAGAAUGAACUUUAUUUUGAAUCAUUUUUUAAAACUUUUAGUCAAAAUUUUAAAAUUUUUUUGGCUGAUAAGUUUGCAUUGGAGGCUUGUUUGACCCCACCCAAAUCCAACCAUUAUACUUUUUUGUUCACUUUUAAAAAGUGGUGUUAUCUUAACUCUCUAAUCCCCAAGAGUGACGAGCAUCAAAUCUCUCCUCACAGUAUAACUCCUGAAUCAAACAUUGAGGAUUAAGGAACAAAAUUAUAAAUGUGUGACUAAUGUUACAUAACAAUGUGAUUUCACCAAAUACAAGUGACUGUUUGUGACAGUUUGUGACAACUCGCCACUUAUAUUUGUUACAGCUGUAAAGGCUUGGGCUGGUUUGCCUUACUAUUUGGAGAAUAAGUGAUAUCAAACUCUUUUUUUUCUUUUCUUUUCUAGGUUCUUCCAAAAGACAAAUUCUUACUUUAGCUGCAAGGAGUUUAGCAGGGCAGUUUAGAGAAAGAUUGAGAGCUAGUGCUGACUCGCUGAUGGAGAAUGCAUUAGUUAUGUAACAAGUUGAUACUAAUGUUAGAAUAUUGAUGCUAUGUAGGUUCUGACUACCAAGAUAAAUAUUAUUAUAGUAACUCUAAUAAAUGUUUAAAUUGUUCUUCCUAUUCCAUAAGUAUUUUGUUUAACUGCAUUAGUAGAGUUCAGGGAAAUAUAUGGAGAAAUUUAAUAUUCAAUUACCUUCAAAUGCUCUUUUACUCUGGGAAAAAAAAAUGAAAAAGACAAAAAAAAAAUAGAUAAGGAAAGAUUUCACAGUUUUCAUUACACAGUAAAAACACAACAUACAAGUAUUUAUCAUUAGACAACUUUGUCUUAACCAUGAAACAUGUUAAUUACUUACUAGCAUGGAGCUCUUUCAGUUAGUUACACAUGUUAGAAUUUAUAUGUACAUGGCAUGAUAACUUUUCCAUGCCAGAGUUUCAUGCCUUCAUAUUUCCCAUUAGACCUCUCCUUACAUUAUACGAAAUUUGAAUUUGUUAAAGUAAAUGCAAAACAAAACAUGAAAUUAAUAAUUAAAUUCUAUGGGGUGAUAUUUCCAUUCAGUAAUAGGUCACAGAUGAUGUCAACAGUGGCACAUGAGGCGCAGUCAAGUCUAUCUCAUUGUGAUGUCUUCUAUGAUCUAUUACAGACUGUACAGAGCCAUGGCAAAAUGGAAUCUAUUUGUUUUAUGACUGAUAAGGAAGCAAAAUGUUGUUAUUGGUGACGUCAUUUCUGUGUGUCUUCCAAUAUAUUAUGAGUGAUAACCAUUCAAAAUGUGUGUACAGUUCAGCUGAACAUAUAUUAAUACCCUGUAUAAGAUUUAGUCACCCAUUGCACUUCAGCAUAGUAAAGAAUCACAACUUAUCUGUUAAACAUUCAUAGUAAUAAUAAUGCCUUAUUACUCCUGGCAAUUUAUUUAUGUGUAAUCAGGGUCCAUAGCUUUGAGGGUACUUUAAUUUCCUCCCUUGCACCAAGAUAUUCGAAGGAAAUUACAUUGUGCACCUCUUGAGAAUUGUAUUUAAUGCAAGAGUAUAAUUAAUAGUUAAUUUAAAUUACCAUGUGCUGAGUGUUAAAAAUGGUAAGUUGAGAGUUUAUUGGAGCUAGCCUAAUGAUCAGAUAACUUAUGGCUAUUUGAAUAGAUCAGAUGUAAAAUAUAUUUUAAUUGAAUCUAGAAUAAAAGACAUUGAAGAAGCAAUAAAAGACCUUACUAAGGGGGAAAACAGAUUUGAAAACAAACAAAGUUGAUGUGAAAUAAUGUACUAUUUUCCAUGUUCUUUAUUUCCAGGGAUUAUUUUCCAUACAUUUUUGAAGUAUAAGUGUUAAACUUUCAUUAAUGUUUAUGUCAGCAAUCAUGGGCAGAAGGCAUAGGGGAUUUAAUUAUUAUACAUAUGAUUAUUUUUUUGUGAAAAACAAAGCGUUUUUCUUUGUUCAUGGUUGGGACUUCACUGUCUUAUUUUUUAUGCCAAGAAGCAAAUAACAAAUAAAUGCUGCGUGACC